This is a messenger RNA of Anoplophora glabripennis (Asian longhorned beetle), 4182 nucleotides long. RefSeq names its product potassium voltage-gated channel protein Shal (gene Shal). Gene Ontology annotation, molecular function: A-type (transient outward) potassium channel activity; protein binding. Gene Ontology annotation, biological process: protein homooligomerization; potassium ion transmembrane transport. Bases 278 to 1990 code for a protein of 570 amino acids. The record is from RefSeq and is a predicted model, not a curated record. Gene Ontology annotation, cellular component: membrane; voltage-gated potassium channel complex. The transcript has 3 exons. NCBI's taxonomy places the organism in Eukaryota, Metazoa, Arthropoda, Insecta, Coleoptera, Cerambycidae.
CAGAAGUAUGAUUUCACGUCGGACGCCAGAAACGGACCCGCGUUCGUUUUCACGUUGAUUUGUUGAUAUGGUGAACGGCCGGUCUGCGAGCGCGGGUGGUUGGACAGUGCCUGGUGCCCCACGCGCCUCCCCCGGACCGUGUGCCUGAACACUGUCAGCCGUCUGACGGAACACUGAGCCACCCUUUCGCGAUGUGCGAGUGAAUCAAGCCGUAGACGAACACAGUGGUCGAGCAGCUGGCCAUAGUCACAACAGUGCUAACAUUCCACCGCACAGUAUGGCCUCGGUCGCCGCUUGGCUGCCAUUUGCCCGGGCGGCGGCCAUCGGUUGGGUGCCCAUCGCGACGCAUCCUCUCCCGCCGCCACCGGUACCAAAGGACAGACGGAAGGCCGACGACGAGAAACUACUGAUCAACGUGUCAGGCCGACGAUUCGAGACCUGGAGGAACACCCUCGAGAAGUACCCGGACACGCUGCUCGGCUCCAACGAGAGAGAGUUCUUCUACGACGAGGACGUCAAGGAGUACUUCUUCGAUCGCGAUCCCGACAUAUUCCGUCACAUCCUAAAUUAUUACAGGACUGGUAAGUUGCACUACCCCAAACACGAGUGUCUGACCAGCUACGACGAGGAAUUAGCUUUCUUCGGGAUAUUGCCGGAUGUAAUCGGUGAUUGUUGUUACGAAGAUUACCGCGAUAGGAAGAGAGAGAAUGCCGAACGCCUUAUGGACGACAAGCUUUCCGAGAACGGCGACCAGCAUCUUCAACAGCUGACCAACAUCCGCCAGAAGAUGUGGCGGGCUUUUGAGAACCCUCACACGUCGACCGCCGCUCUGGUCUUCUACUACGUGACGGGAUUCUUCAUCGCUGUUUCGGUAAUGGCAAAUGUCGUCGAGACGGUGCCAUGCGGAAGCAGACCUGGCGGUGCUGGUUCGCUGCCUUGCGGUGAACGAUACAAGAUUGUCUUCUUCUGCUUGGACACGGCCUGUGUCAUGAUCUUCACCGCGGAAUACCUGCUGAGAAUGUUCGCUGCUCCUAACCGUUACAAAUUCGUAAGAUCGGUCAUGAGCAUUAUAGACGUAGUCGCCAUCCUACCAUACUAUAUCGGAUUGGGGAUCACCGACAACGACGACGUCUCCGGUGCAUUCGUCACGCUGCGGGUAUUCCGGGUAUUCAGGAUCUUCAAAUUCUCGAGACAUUCACAGGGUCUUCGAAUCUUGGGUUACACGCUCAAGUCCUGCGCUUCCGAGCUGGGCUUCCUUGUGUUCUCCCUGGCGAUGGCCAUCAUCAUAUUCGCCACCGUCAUGUUCUACGCUGAGAAGAACGUUGGCAAAACCUUCACAUCCAUUCCGGCGGCAUUCUGGUACACCAUCGUCACGAUGACCACCUUGGGGUACGGAGACAUGGUACCUGCCACAAUAGCUGGCAAAAUAGUGGGAGGAGUCUGUUCAUUAAGUGGUGUACUGGUAAUCGCUUUACCUGUACCAGUAAUUGUAUCAAAUUUCAGUAGAAUAUACCACCAGAAUCAGAGGGCUGACAAGAGAAAAGCACAACGGAAAGCUCGCUUGGCUAGAAUCCGCAUCGCCAAGGCAUCAUCAGGGGCGGCGUUUGUCAGCAAGAAGAAAGCUGCAGAAGCCCGGCUGGCCGCUCAAGAAUCCGGAAUCGAACUCGACGACAACUACAGAGAGGAAGACAUUUUCGAACUGCAACACCACCACCUGCUUCGAUGCCUGGAGAAGACAACUGAUCGCGAAUUUGUCGAAUUAGAAGUACCCUACAACGGCCAUCCGAAAAGGCCGGGAUCACCGUCACCAAUGGCGAGUCCUGCCCAUUCGGCGGUGUCCAUAGGACUGCUGCAGUCCUGCUGCGGGCGAUGCUGUCCGAGGAGGUAUCAGCAGACCUGCGGAAAAUACAUGCCCGCUGCUUCCGCCGCUCAGACCAACCAGACAGGGGGUGGAAUGGACGGAACCUAUCUCGUUGAGGCGUCUUUUUAAGACAUAUCACAUCUUAUUGCCUUCACUGCAGCGCCAAUCUCAUGGUGUGGGCGUCAAUGAAAAACGACUUUGAUUCGUCUCGAAUAAUUACGACUUAUUUAAACCAAACGUUCUCGUUCUACACUCUCGUGAUUUUUUCGUUGUACCCAGUGGUCCAAAGCAAACAAAUUCAUUUCCUUAACGGAAGCGCAAGGCGUUUAUUGAAAUUUAUUGAGUCUCCAGCGCUGUCCGAAUUCCCCAUACUUAUUAAACGUCGCAUAACUAUAGAAUCGCACUUGCAUAUGUAGGUACCGCUAACCAUUAAAUAACAAUUUUGACGCAAACGGAAGACUUAUACAUAUUUUUUUUUAUGUAGCAGUAGCACUAAUGCGUGCUAUGUUAGAAAUGUAAUUUUAUGAGUCAUACAUCCAGUGUUAGAACAGAUCUCGGGUUAUUGGCAUCUAUAUAAUAAUAGAAAAAUGUAUACAAAGUUUUAAAACGCCUGACGCAUUUGUAAAACAAUAUUUAAUUUGAAAAUUGUUUUCAGACCAAUAUUUUGUAUUAUUUUCGUAUUUCAAUAAAUUUGAUGAAUGUCUUGCAAAUUAUUAUAGUAUUUUAUUCUGCAUAUUUAACUCUAUAUGUAAUGCAGAAUUUCUAUGUACAAAUCUUACGUGUUGUUUUAUCAGCCACUCGGUAUAACACUUUUCAAUCAUCUAUUGUUGUGUAAAUUGUGUAGUAUAAAUUGUGAUAUAGCUAAUAAUUUAAACAAUAAACAAUUAUAUAAAGGAAAAUGGUUGUACACCUCUUCAUAGAAAAUAUAUUUAUUGUAAAAAUAGUUGCAUUUUCAGUUGUAAAUAGAACUGGCCGAUGCAGCAAAACUUUACUGAAAGAUGUAGUAUUAGUUGUUCAGUUUAACAUAAUCAUUGGAAUUGAAUUCUGCCAAUACAUUAGCUUGCCUCAUGUGACUUACAAUUACAGGUUAGUAUAUUUUUAUUUCACAAACUUGCACAGUAUAAGACGGUUUAAACCAAUACGUAUUUGAAGUUAGUGACACAAAAUAUAUAUUUUUUAAUAUCAGUUCAAAUUCUCAUUUGUAUUGUAUCAUUAUAACUAUCGUCACAUAUUUAUAUUUAUGAUUUAAUUUUGUAUUUUAAAAUGUAGGGAACCGUUUAAAUUUAAAUCCUGUACAAUCUGUAUGCCAAGUUAAUUUUUGAAUGUUGGUGUGAAACUGGCAUCUAAAUAUUAAAUGUAGGAUGUGUCUAGAGCAAGUUAAUUUUCUGGUACAAAUACGCUAUAAAUUUGCGGUACAUUUGUACCUCCACGCGAAAAAUUAUUGCAGCCUAUAGACAAAUCAAUAUUUUCCCAGUAUCCCGCACAAUUAAUCAAAUUUAUAGCAAUAUUUUACCCCUUACGUAAAAACAUUUCUCAAAUUAUUUAAUUAAACGGCACUACAGAGGUCAUCUAGGAAAGUACUACUGAUUGAAUUUUGUGAAAAUUUGCCUAAUAAGCAAAGCUGGCUGCAAGCCAAAAUGAUAUUUGUGUAUAUUUAUAUAGUAAUCAGUUGAGAGGGAGCUAUGAUUUUGUAAUAGAUAUUGUACUAUUUAAUAUGUACUUCCUUUAUUUUCUAGAAAUAGAUACUCUUAUGCAUGGUUAGCUGUAUAUAAAAAACGAUUGUUCAUACAAACACAACGUUGCAAAAAUCGAAAAAAAUUAAACAUAAAUAUAUAUACUGCGGUUCUAGUUGUUUAUCAUUUACCAUCUUACCAUAGAAACUGUUGAUCUCAUUUGGUAGAAAUUGAAAUGAAUUUUGCAUGUAAAUAGACAAAACAAAUUUGGAGUUUGUUGUACAUGAUAGAUGAGUGAGCUUAUUGCAAAAAACAACUCCGUACGAUAAUUACCCUUAUACAUUCCCAUCAAUCGUUCUUCAUCAUAUAAGAGUUUUGCAUAACUUUUAAUAUGUGUACUGAAUUUUGAAUUGAGUAUUCAGAAAUUGCUACGCUUAUUUAACUAAAACUAAAAACUGAUGGCCACGAUUACUUUACUUUGUAAGAAUAAUUUAUUAGUUUUAAUAGCAUGUGUUAUUCGCACUUGUCGAAAAGUAACCUGAUUAGUUAAUUGUAAUGAAUACUAUAGCUAAUGUAAAACUUUAAAAUUACAAAUAUUAGAUUACUUUAACGAAAACCCUUUUUGUAUAGGUAGUUCGUUUCUUCAUA